CAAACUUUAAGUCGGCGUGAAGCGCACUAACCUGAAUGGGAGUGAGCGCGAGCGCCUCAACACCAGCAGUUUUUAGGGAAGCCCCAAAUCAAAGUUUAUCAAUGAGAGGCGGACUGAGAAUGGGAAUCUGAGAUUGAUCCUAUAUGACGUGGUUGUCGAGGGCGAUAUCGUUCGCGUUUCUAAAAAGUAUUUUAGACUCUUAAUUUAGAAACGUAACCGUGUAGUCGUUUCAUUGCAAAAUAAUGGAUGAAGAACUGUUGAAACACAACCAAUAUAUGGAUUAUAGCUUUGGUUCUCUCUCACAAAUUUUGGAAUGAAACCAGUCAUUCUGCAGUCCCCCUUUGGAACGGUUUUAUGUCUAAUUUGGCUCCACUGUAAUGUAUUCUCACUCUGAACUCGGAUUUGCGUUUUAGGAUAUUUUGGAAUGUUCUCGAGGUGGAUUUCGCCGGGUUCAGUUCGGUUAACUUUGCUUCUGGGGACGCUCAGUUUGCCAAUAAUAUUUGCAUUUUGUUCUGAACUGAAAGUGCGAGUUCGUUUAGCUGAUGGGCAGAUCACAGAAGAGGUUCUUGAAGCAGACAGUGAAAAAGACUGUAUCUCACUGGAGUUCAAACAAGGAGAUGGAACUCUCAUAACAUUUAUUGCUGAUUUUAAACAGGAUGUGAAGAUCUUCCGGGCGCUGAUCCUGGGUGAGCUGGAGAGGGGGCAGAACCAGUAUCAGGCUCUUUGUUUCAUCACACGACUCAGCCACAAUGAGAUUAUACCCAGUGAGUCUAUGGCCAGACUCCGCCAGAAAAACCCUCACGCCAUCCGAACGGCGGAAGAGAGACGGGGUGUGGAACAGCUGACCGUGAAUGUGGCAGUCAACCUGACGCAGGCAAUGCAACUCAGCUCACACAUCCACAACAUGUGCAGCGUGGCAAAGGAGGCCAUCUACACGCGAGAAGCUGAUGUCAAAUACUGGUUGGACCGAGGUGUAGACGGCUCCAUGUUUGAGAUCUUACCCCAAGCCGUGGAUAUGCCAGGCCUUCAGAGCUGCUUGUCCACCAAGGACCUUUGGCAGCCUUGUUCCUGCAACUACCGUCUGCGUCUGGAGUGGUACCCCUGUCUGCUAAAGUACUGCCGCAACCGCGACACCACGGGUCGUGGAAAUCCUUACAAGUGUGGCAUAAAGAGCUGUAGUAAAGGGUACCACUUCACCUACUAUGUUCCCCACAAACAGCUAUGUCUUUGGGAUGAGGAGACCUAGACUCACACGCCACCCACCGCUUCUCAAGUGAUGAUGGGGUUUUUUUUUCACCUUGUUGAUCUUUUGUGAUUAUCACAGUGGGUUUUGGUUUAAUUCCUUGACCUGUGAACUCCACGCUGCUGGGGAGAAGACAGACACGGGUAAUGCGUGACCCCUUCAAUGGGACGUUUCUUGUGGAAGAGCAGAUAAGAGGAACCCUACUGCAGUGGCAAGAGGAAAAAUAAUCUCAUGUGACUAUGUCUAUGUGAGCAACUUGUUUUGUUUUGUUUUUUUGUUGUUUUUUUUUUGCCUCUGCAGCAAGUUUUCAUGUUCAAAUGCUGGAAUUUCUUAGCUGUUUCCCCUUAGCAUCUGGAUUUUCAGAUCUUUUUUGAAACGUAUAACCAUAAAAUACAGACCAUGGCAAGUUUGGAACACAUGCACUGUGAAUCAGUCAGUGCUGCCAAGAGGUCUAAUCUGUUUGGAUUACAUUUUUUUUUUUUUUGUUAAAUUGGUAUUAUUUAUUUUUGUGCGAUUUGAAAUUAUUGAAGAAUUUUUUUAUGCCACGCAUACAUCUUGACAAGAAUUUGUUUUGCCACCAUAAGGUUGUACUAUGAUAGUAAUAAUCUCAUUAUAUUAGAUUUAGGCUGUUGUAUUUUGUUUGGGGUUUUUUGCAUAUUGAUAUCAGCUACGGAUUAACACACUUUGAUUUCAUUACAACAUCUUAAAUCGUCUUUUCUUAUCUGAACACUUAGGACCUCUUGUUCUUCAUGAAUGUGUGUAUGUGUGUGGGUAUGUGUGUGUUUGUGUGCGC
Molecule: messenger RNA, 2036 nt
Organism: Chanos chanos (milkfish)
Lineage: Eukaryota; Metazoa; Chordata; Actinopteri; Gonorynchiformes; Chanidae
Gene: oafa
Product: OAF homolog a (Drosophila)
Exons: 4
Coding region: 425-1246 (273 amino acids)
Source: RefSeq, a predicted model, not a curated record